AUGUCGCGCAGGUCGGACUAUCAUACUGCGCAAGAUACCAAACUCUUGGACAUUGGAGCAUGUCACAAAGAUGAUCGAGGCACUAUUGUUCCAAGACGGGGGGCGUUCUCGUUUGCAUCGGCAAGACGCGUCUUGUUCGUUGCCAUUGCAGUCACAACAAUUGCUUUGACAGCACUCUCAUACCAGAAAAGCAUAUCCGGCCAGCUACUCUAUGUCCAACCCUGGACGUCUCAUCCUCCCUUCACCCAACCACUUCUUGAAGAAAACUUCACGUUGCCGGCGCUGGAGGCCAUCCUGCUUUCCGAGCCCGAUGCGUCCCACGCCGCAGAUUGGGCCUACUACUACACCUCUGAGAGCCACUUUGCUGGAGAGGGCAAAGCACAAGGUCUCUGGACCCAGAAGAAAUGGGGAGAGUUUGGCAUACCAGAGACCGAGAUCGUCAGGUACAAUGCAUCCAUCAGCGAGCCCGUAUUCCAACGGCUGGCAUUGAUAGACACGUCGGAUCCUCUGUCCCCUUCUGCCGUAAAGUACGAGGCCAAGUUGAUGGAAGAACUGCCAUCCACCGACGAGUCCACGAUUCGGACUCCCGCUUUCCACGGGGCGUCUGCUAGCGGCAAUGUGACGGCGCAGUUUGUGUAUGCAAACUUUGGCCGUGGCUCAGACUAUGACGAACUGGAGCAAAACAACAUUCCGCUGGAAGGCAAGAUUGCCAUUGUCAAGUAUGGCAUGGGCUAUCGGGCAGAGAAAAUGACCUUUGCGGCAGAGCGAGGUCUCAUUGGCAUCUUGACAUACUCAGAUCCACAACUGGACGGCAACAUAACUGAAGCCAACGGGUAUAAAACAUACCCAGACGGGCCAGCUCGGCCCGCAACGUGCAUUGAGAGAGGUGCAAUGGGAUCAAUUCGUAACGCCAGUGCUGGUAAUCCCAGUGAACCGGGACGUUACAUUCCCUCACUUCCAGUCUCAUACGGAGAUAUCUUGCCAUUCCUCAAGGCGCUCAACGGCCAUGGACCAAAGGCAUCUGAGAUGAGCAGUGAGUGGCAUGGAGGCGGUCUGUACUACAAGGGAGUAGACUACCAUGUCGGCCCAUCGCCGUCGCACAUCGUCUUGAAUCUGGAUAAUCAGAUGAGCUUCCCAAACAAGGACGUGUACCAAGUAUUCGGCACCAUCAAAGGCGAAAUUGAGGAUGAGGUAAUCAUUCUAGGAAACCAUCGCGACUCGUGGGGACCCGGAGCCGGCGACUCCAUUAGCGGUGCUGCCGCCUUGAUGGAAGUCGCCCGAAGCUUCGGCACGGCGUACAAGAGGGGAUGGCGGCCGCGGCGAACCAUCAUGUUUGUCAGCUGGGAGGGUGCAGAGGUCGGACAGGUUGGGUCCCAGCCGUGGAUAGCCGAGCAUCUCCCCUGGCUUCAGAAGACGGCCGUGGCCUAUCUGAACGUCGUCGUUGCAGCAGGAGGCACCGACUUCCAGGUCAAAGCAACGCCACUCUUGCGGGACGUGAUUCACCGGGCCACAAAAGCGGUUGCUUCACCCGAGGGCUCAACAGUCUUUGACCACUGGAGCGGAGACUUGAUCGCGGCGGGAGGAGGAGACGCGAUCCCAUUCCUCGAGACAGCCUGUGUGUCGACUGUUGACUUUAGCUUCGGUGCGGUGUACUGGGCCUACCACUCAAACUUCGAUACCUUUGCAUGGAUGAACUCUAGUGGCGACCCGGGGUGGAAGUAUCACGUCGCAUCUGCAAAGAUCUGGUCUCUGAUAGCGGCGUACUUGUCCGAGACUCCCGUCCUGCAGAUGGGGGCUGCCGAGUACGCUGUCGCGAUGCACAAGUAUGUCAAAAGAAUCAAAGACUCUAUCCCAGGCGCAGCAUCUUUCGACCUCGGGCCCCUGGAGGAUGCCAUCGAAGAAUAUCACAAUGCAAGCAUAAUCUUGGAUGCUUACGCCUCCUCUCUCAAGUCAACUGAAAGUUCCGAGACGAUGCGACAAGUGAAUCAAAAGUACUUGAACCUGGAGCGCCAAUUUUGCUAUAAGAAUGCGCAUCUGAUUUAUGAAUUUUCUGCCUUCUACACGGAUCCGCCCGAGUUCCCUCGCCUUUACUGGAGCCUUGAUGCAGGGGACUUGGAGAAAGCCCAGGGCUGGAUGGACAUCAUUCAGGGCAAGAUCAAGGAUGCUGCCGAUCUCGUGAAGUUGUAA
Messenger RNA from Pestalotiopsis fici W106-1, 2187 nucleotides. RefSeq lists its product as uncharacterized. Lineage: Eukaryota; Fungi; Ascomycota; Sordariomycetes; Amphisphaeriales; Sporocadaceae. The transcript has 3 exons. The record is from RefSeq and is a predicted model, not a curated record. Gene Ontology annotation, molecular function: carboxypeptidase activity. Bases 1 to 2187 code for a protein of 728 amino acids.